AUGGUGUGGCAGGAGUGGUGGCCGUACGACCCUCAACCCCAGCCACAGACGACGAAUCCGUAUCUCGUCCAUUGCGAGAAAGGCAAGGUGUACUGGUGGUGUUCGUGCGGACUCAGCAAGACGCAGCCAUGGUGCGAUGGCGCUCACAAAGGCACCCCUUUCAAGCCUGUUAUGUACAUUCCAGCGCUUACCGGCAAGAAGCUACUUUGUGGGUGUAAGUACAGCGGCACCCGGCCGCUGUGCAACGGCACUCACUUGUGGGUCAAGUGCAACAACAAUACUCCCCUUGCGUGCGCAGCUUCCUUCGCUGCUGCUUUCAGCGUCGGUGUCGCCUCAACGUAUCUGAUGCAUGGUUAA
Molecule: messenger RNA, 357 nt
Organism: Neospora caninum
Lineage: Eukaryota; Apicomplexa; Conoidasida; Eucoccidiorida; Sarcocystidae
Product: agap004885-PA, related
Exons: 3
Coding region: 1-357 (118 amino acids)
Cellular component (GO): intracellular membrane-bounded organelle
Molecular function (GO): 2 iron, 2 sulfur cluster binding
Source: RefSeq, a predicted model, not a curated record